CGAGUGACAGCUUGACAGUGGAAGAAGAAAACAAGCAGAGGAGUGAAGCUGCGAGCGAACGGGGGGAACUUAUCCGAGAAAUCCGUCUCCAUCCUGACGUUUGGGGCAAUAAUGAACCCCAAAACAGGGAGAGCAUAAACUAGGCGUUUCACACUAUCGAGGGAUAGCGGUAUCAUAGACCUCCGGUGCUCAGAAAGAUAUAAAAGGGAUGGUGACAUUUGGAUUGUUAACGAAGCAAGUAGGAUUCUGAGGGAUAGGGGGAGUGUGAAUGAAGGGGGUCGUAAACCUGUUAAACAAGCUGGAAUGUUUACUGAGGUAACGAUUUAGCAUUUAGGGGAAGCAACAUUAGUUACUGAGGUCCGGACGAAGCCACAGAGAAGCGAUAAUUAGCGGCGACAUGGAGCUGAGAGUGGGGAACCGAUACAGACUGGGCAGGAAGAUCGGGAGCGGAUCCUUCGGGGACAUCUAUCUAGGCACUGAUAUUUCAGUGGGUGAGGAGGUUGCAAUUAAGUUGGAAUGUGUCAAGACCAAACACCCCCAACUCCACAUUGAGAGCAAGAUCUACAAGAUGAUGCAAGGAGGAGUGGGCAUCCCAACAAUAAAGUGGUGUGGAGCAGAAGGUGACUACAAUGUGAUGGUGAUGGAGCUGCUGGGGCCCAGCCUGGAGGAUCUCUUCAACUUUUGCUCCCGGAAAUUCAGCCUCAAGACAGUCCUGCUGCUUGCUGAUCAGAUGAUCAGUCGCAUCGAGUACAUUCACUCGAAGAACUUCAUCCACAGAGAUGUAAAGCCUGAUAACUUCCUGAUGGGACUCGGCAAAAAAGGCAACCUGGUCUACAUUAUUGACUUUGGCCUGGCUAAAAAAUACCGCGACGCCCGCACACAUCAGCACAUCCCCUAUCGCGAGAACAAGAACCUGACGGGCACCGCACGCUACGCCUCGAUCAACACGCAUCUUGGGAUUGAGCAGUCAAGGCGUGACGACCUGGAGUCCUUGGGCUACGUUCUCAUGUAUUUUAAUCUGGGUUCGCUCCCUUGGCAAGGCCUGAAGGCUGCUACCAAGAGGCAGAAGUAUGAGCGAAUCAGCGAGAAGAAAAUGUCUACUCCCAUUGAGGUGCUUUGCAAGGGAUACCCCUCUGAGUUUGCCACCUACCUGAACUUUUGUCGCUCCCUGCGCUUUGACGACAAGCCAGAUUACUCGUACCUGAGGCAGCUCUUCAGGAACUUGUUCCACAGACAGGGCUUCUCUUACGACUAUGUAUUUGACUGGAACAUGCUCAAGUUUGGAGCCAACCGUGCAGCAGAAGAAGCAGAGAGAGAGCGGCGAGAUCGAGAGGACAGGUUGAGGCAUGGCAGGAACCCAGGUACCAGAGGAAUACCUGCCGCAUCAGGACGACCACGAGGAACCCAGGAUGGAGCGCCGCCGACUCCGCUAACUCCCACCUCACACACAGCAAACACAUCCCCUCGGCAAGUGUCUGGUAUGGAGCGUGAACGAAAGGUCAGCAUGCGACUCCAUCGCGGUGCUCCUGUCAACGUGUCGUCAUCAGAUCUAACAGGGCGGCAGGACACUUCCCGCAUGUCAACCUCACAGAAUAGCAUUCCCUACGAGCAUCACGCCAAGUAGACGCUCGCCACGUCCUUGUGUGACGGCGGCAACACUGGAUGGUGUCUGGCGUGCCACAUGCUGGUCUCCAUCUACUAGCUCCUCGAUGAGCUGCCACAGUGCAACCUGGCAGAUCAAGCCCUGUUAACUCAAAAGCAAUCUGACACAAUAAUACUACCACAACCAUGACUUUGUAUGACUUCAGCCACAGCUGCACAGCUCUCAGUACCAUUGUUUUCACAUUUCCGUGUAUCGGUCUGACUUCCCAAGACAUUAAUGAGUGUUGGACUUCAGGACUGUUCUCUAUUCACUUUUCAGGAGAUAUUUGAAUAACCCCCUCCCAAACAACCACCCACCCACCCCCUUCCCCAUCAACAGAUUCAGAAUGGGCAAUCCAGGGCCAACAUGGCAACCCGGCAGUCUCUUCUGGGACACUGACUGGCUGAUGAUCUUUAAGUUAACACUACUGGCUCCUACUGGCUUCACACCUGCUCAGCACAGCAGCUUUUCUCUCCUUUUUCCAGCAAGGAGCGUCGAGCUAAACCAGCAGCUUUUAAUUUUAGCUAUACGUACGGGCAGAUUUGGGAUGCGUUGCUAUUUUUGGUAUUUGCAGUUUUCAUUCCUUCUCCUCAUCAGUCGGUUUUGCUGUUUUUAAUGAUCAUCACCACACACUUGAUUCACUCGAUGGCCAUUUGUGUUAAACAAAAAGAAGCGACUUCUUUGCAUGCGUUAGAGGCGAGCUUUCAGAAGCAGUCGUGAAUGCUCGAGCGCUAGUCGAACUCGUGAACGUACCAAAAAUACGCUUUGGUUGUGCAGGAGGUUGUGUAUUCACCCACUGAGCCCCGUUUGCUUUCCAGUGUUCUGUACAAAAGCAAGUGCACUAUGUUGGGGGUAAGGGCAUCGUCUGACUCAUUUUACCAAAUGCUCGUUCACUGUGUACAGAUCAACAUUUUUGCUUUCUUAUUUGUAUUAUUUUGAAGCUGUGAAACACUUGUAAUAUUGAUAUGAAAAUGUUUCCUGUUGUUUUAUUUUCACUGACCUUUAGGAAUGGGUCUGACCAUGACUUGUAAGCUUUGUGCAGAAGCCAAGCUGCUGCAAGUUUGGCCUAAGUGUAAUAGUCUGCCAUCAGUCUGCCCCUUAAGAGCCAUGGAGUUAAGAUUCUGUAUGACAUGCUUUCUCAGAGAGUCUUCUUCAACGUAUAUUGAAGUGAGAGUGGAGAAGGAAGCUGACCAUCAUCCUUUUACGGGCUUUUCCAGCAGUGGUGUGUUGGGAUUUUUAUAAUUAGCUCAUCUGACACUUGGCUAUAAUGAAUAACUGCUAUGUCUGUCAGAAUGAAAUGGCCUGUCGCGGUUCAUUCUUACUGCUGUUGAAUCUUUCUAGUUUGAGUUUGGACCCUUAACCUUCUCUGUUCUGCUGCUCUGUACUUUAAUUGAAUUAUGGAAGCAAUCAGAUCAGCCAGAUUUACUUUCUCACAUUUAUGUUUGCCACUGUAUUUGUGUACUUUAACUGUAAAUAAACGAGUCACUUGUA
Acanthochromis polyacanthus (spiny chromis) is the source of this 3133-nucleotide messenger RNA. It is a transcript of the gene csnk1db, whose product is annotated as casein kinase 1, delta b. Gene Ontology annotation, cellular component: cytoplasm; nucleus. Gene Ontology annotation, biological process: endocytosis; peptidyl-serine phosphorylation; signal transduction. The transcript has 10 exons. The coding region runs from base 398 to 1624 and encodes 408 amino acids. Gene Ontology annotation, molecular function: ATP binding; protein serine/threonine kinase activity. NCBI's taxonomy places the organism in Eukaryota, Metazoa, Chordata, Actinopteri, Pomacentridae. The record is from RefSeq and is a predicted model, not a curated record.